AUGUCUUCCAAACGCCCUAGAGAAGAAACUGCUGCUGAGGGCAAGCCUCAAAAGAAACAGAAGUCUACAGGCUUUUCCGUUGGGCCCGCAAAUCUCCCAGAUGGCACCUACCGAAGAAAAACCCAAAAGAUAAAAAAGGACCUUAUUGCAAAAGCUAAGGUGAAAAAGGCCUAUGCAAAAGUCAAAGCUCAAGAGAAAGAGGAGGAACAGAAUCAUCCAACCUACCUUGAGUCUACUGGCGAGACAGUCGAGCCAACACCCGCUACUCUUGAACUCCAUCCUGAUCGACAAGCGAUGGUGGACGCAAGUCUCGCACGUGAAUCCGAAUUUGAACAAAGAAGAAAUGCCUCCUCCCGAGAAUCACGCCCCCGUGUCCGUCAGCCGAAACAGUCACGAUAUCAAAAGGAAAUAGAGCUGGGUGUACAAAGGAGAGCACAGAUUGAGUCACAUAAGCAGGAUGCCGAGGCACGACACAAAGAUCGCAAAGCUAUGGCCAAAGCGAAACGUCCUACCAAAGAUGGAAAUCUUAAGCUGGGUCGGCAGAGCACAGUCCUAUUAAGCCGUAUUCAAAGAUUGGCCAACCAAGGGAAUCUGUGA
This is a messenger RNA of Exophiala bonariae, 597 nucleotides long. RefSeq lists its product as uncharacterized. The coding region runs from base 1 to 597 and encodes 198 amino acids. The record is from RefSeq and is a predicted model, not a curated record. The transcript has 2 exons. NCBI's taxonomy places the organism in Eukaryota, Fungi, Ascomycota, Eurotiomycetes, Chaetothyriales, Herpotrichiellaceae.